UCUCUCUCAAUUUCUCUAUCUCUCUCUCUCUCGCAUACACAUUCUCUCUCUCUUACACAUUCUCCUUCUCUCACACUCUCUACCCCUCUCUCUAUUUCUCUCUCUCUCUCUUUACCUCUCUCUGUAUCUCUCUCUCUCUGUAUCCCCCUCCCUCCUCCCCUCCCUCUCUAUCUCUCUCUCUCUUUCACUCGGUGCCACAACAACAACAACAACAGGCGAUGGCCGGGAUCACGAGCGCGGUUCGGUGAUCGAACGGUGCUCGAGCCGCCCUCCGUUUCCGUUCGCUCAAUCGCUCGCUCUCUCAGUCGUGCGCGCGGUCUGUGCGCGUGCGCUCCUCCCGCGGACAGACAAAAGCGGCGCGUGCGCCCGCACCCCCACCUCGGGUAGGAGUUUACGUCAAAGCGUUUAAAGCCUCUGCAGGUGCGCGGCGGCGGAGAGGAGCGCGCGCCUCUCUCUCUAUCUCUCUCUCUCUCUCUCUGGCUAUCCCUCCCUCUUUAUAGCUAUCUAUCCCCCUCUCCCCCGUUCCCUCUCUCUCUCUCUCUCUCUCUCUGUAUGUUUAAGAGGAAAGCCCUUCUCCAGGUCGAGCAAAUGAAAGACUGAAAGGAGGACGAGGAGGAGGAGAAAGAGAAGAGAGGGAAUAGAAAGAUAAGAAGGAGGAGGAGGAGGAGGAGAAGAAGGGAGGCGGUGGAGGUUUUCAGAGGUCGCUCCAGUUGGUCCGGUUUGUACUGCGCGCGCUCGGUUUCUCUCCGGCUGAAGGAAGUGUUGUUGAAGCUCUGUAAUCUGGAGCGUGGGAAAGCGGCGUUUUCUCCCGGGAGUCCAGAAGAGCUGCAGCCUCCUCCGCGCUCCGUCCGCGGUCCUCCCGGUUCCGCCAUGGCUCGGGAGAACGGAGAGUCGGGCAGAGACUCGUGGAAGAAGCAAGUUGACGACGUCAAGAAGAUCUUUGAGUUCAAGGAGAUCCUCGGGACGGGUGCGUUUUCAGAGGUGGUUUUGGCUCAGGAGAGAGCUACAGGCAAGAUGUUUGCCGUGAAGUGCAUCCCGAAAAAGGCCCUGAAGGGGAAAGAGAGCAGCAUUGAAAAUGAGAUUGCUGUGCUCCGCAAAAUAAAACAUGAGAACAUUGUUGCUCUGGAAGAUAUCUACGAAAGCUCAGAUCACCUUUACCUUAUAAUGCAACUGGUCUCGGGUGGGGAGCUGUUUGACCGGAUUGUGGAGAAAGGUUUCUACACAGAGAAAGAUGCCAGCACGCUCAUCAGACAAGUCCUGGAUGCAGUGAACUACCUACACAGCAUGGGAAUCGUACAUAGAGACCUGAAGCCAGAGAAUCUUCUUUAUUUUAACCCUCAAGACGGCUCAAAGAUCAUGAUCAGUGACUUUGGUCUUUCGAAGAUGGAGGGCACGGGUGAUGUCAUGUCCACUGCCUGUGGCACGCCUGGAUAUGUGGCUCCCGAGGUUCUGGCUCAGAAACCAUACAGUAAAGCUGUUGACUGCUGGUCGAUUGGAGUAAUUGCCUACAUACUGUUGUGUGGCUAUCCCCCGUUCUAUGAUGAAAACGACUCCAAGCUGUUUGAGCAGAUCCUAAAAGCUGACUAUGAAUUUGAUGCACCUUACUGGGAUGAUAUCUCUGAUUCAGCUAAGCACUUCAUCGGCUGUUUGAUGGAGAAGGACUCCUCUAAACGCUACACCUGUGAGCAGGCCCUUCGUCAUCCAUGGAUUGCUGGAGACACCGCCCUCUGCAAGAACAUCCACGAGUCUGUCAGUCGGCAAAUGCGUAAAAACUUUGCGAAGAGCAAAUGGAGGCAAGCCUUCAACGCCACGGCGGUGGUGAGGCACAUGCGGAGGCUGCAGCUGGGCAGCAGUAUGGGGAACAGUAUGGAUGCAGGUCAUGCGGGCGGCGCUCAGAGCCGAGGGCAGGCGGCGAAGCUGACGGCAACUCCAUCACCAAACCAACCCCAACCCCAAAGCCCCGCCCCAACCGCAGCAUCCGCCGUCAGCCAAUCACAGAAACCUGCUCAGAGCCAGAACCAGUAUCACAUCAACAAUAUGUCUACAGAGUCUCCUCCUAUACCGCGCAAAGACUGUGCAGCUCCUCCCCUCGCUUCCUGCUCCCUGGCGUCCGCAGCUUCCGCUCAGGCUCCGGGGGUGGAGCCCUGCAGGCCACACCCCUCCUCCGUUGCCUCGGUGAGCACUGUGCUAACGGGGACUAAGUGACGCCAGGUCCUGCGGGGAGAGAGCUGGGAGGCCACUGCCCUGUAAGCCCCGCCCCUCAGCCCACUCCCCGCCCUGCCGCCAGAGGACCGGCAGAGGACUCGCCCACCCACCAAAUCGCCAUAAAUAACCACCGAGAGACUCGACGCUGCUCGCCGCUCGCAGCACACCACAACACGUCCUGCCAUUCGCCCUCCGGCGCCCCCUGGAGGAAGGAGGAGGAAGUGGAGGAGGAAGAGGAAGAGGAGGAGACGAAAUGCAUGUGGAGGCAGGACGAGUGGACACAGCUGGAGAUGGAGACGUGGACAGUGCUGAGGACGGAGUGUGUUAUGAAUGUGCUACGAAUCACAGCAGCCAUUUUACCCUUCAGACAGAACUCAGAGAAAAAGGACUUCAGAGGAAUGUUUGAGCUUGAGUGCAUCUGCCUUUAGCACCAGACAGAACCAAUGUCUAACUGAUUCUUCUUCUUAUUCUACUUCUAUAGCUCUUCCCGCUUGUUUCCAUUCCAUCCUCACGAUCUUUUCUUCUCACUCGGCACUUCCUGUUGGCUGUUGUGUGAAUUGCUAUAGAGAGGGUCUUUUUUUGUUUUUUUGUUUGUAGUUUUGUUUUAAUUAUUUCUAGAGGGGUUUUUUUUAGUCUUUCUUGGGUUCUCGUUGAUUCAAUGAUUCAACGAUUCGUCGUUCAAUGAUUGCUGACCUGCAGAAGUGCUUUAUAAAACACAUUAGACUGUUCAGAGCCGUUAUCUGGGUCUGAGUUUAAUCUGUUUGCACGUGGCGCGAGAGCUCCUCAGCCAUUGGCUGAAUAACUGUUGUCCUGGAGAGAAGAUGGUAGAGAAGUCAGCUCAUCUCUGUUUAGAGAAUGCGCAAUACUUAAAAAAACUAAAAGAGCAUGACCAUACAGUGCUGUAUCUGUAAUAAAAGAUACUGUAUUAGUCACAUCCUGACGUAUGAGGUACGCCUCAAAUAUGUCGCGUACAUUUGUCAUUACAUAUUUUUAAAAUUUCACCCACAAGCAGUGAUUAGUGAAAAUGGUGGAACUGUUACAAACACUCUCUCUCUCUCUUUCUCUCUCUCACACACUUAUACACAGAUAUACACUUAUAUACACUUACACAAGCACACAUACAGUACAGGCCAAAAGUUUGGACACACCUUCUUCUCUUUUUCAAUGAGUUUUCUUUAAUUUCAUGACUAUUUACAUUGUAGAUUCUCACUGAAGGCAUCAAAACUAUGAACCCAAUCCAGAUGGUUUGGGGUGAGCUGGAGCACAGAGUGAAGAAGGCAAAGGGGCAACAAGUGCUAAUAAACACCUCUGGGAACUCCUUCCUUCCUUCCAAGACUGUUGGAAAACUUUUCAUUUCAGGUGGCCACCUCUUGAAGCUCAUUGAGAGAAUAAUGCCAAGAGUGUGCAAAGCAGUAAUCAGAGCAAAGGGUGGCUAUUUUGAAGAAACUAGAAUAUAUAUAUAUAUAUAUAUAUAUAUAUAUAUAUAUAUAUUUUAGUUAUUUCACCUCCAUGUGUUCAUUCGUAGUUUUGAUGCCUUCAGUGAGAAACUACAAUGUAAAUAGUCCAGAAAAUAAAGGAAACGCAUUGAAAAAGAGAAGGUGUGUCCAAACUUUUGGCCUUUUUUACACACAAACACACAGAUUCUUUGAAAAAGCCAUUGCAGCAUCUCUUCAAGCCCAGUGUACGAGUUCUCAGGGAAUUCCACAGCUGCACUGGGCUUGGGAUGCGACAGUCUCAUCCAUCCCUAUUGGCUACAGGACAGCCAGUCCUGAGCUAUCCUUGAUAGAUAAUAGAAUAGGGACUACAGUGUACUCUGUACAUACUCUGCUCUCCAAUCAAAGGUCUUAGAGUCAGGCCAAUGAAAUGAUGAUUAUUCUUAUAUAAUGAUUGUAUUGCAACACGUUGCUCUGGCCAGGCACAUACAUGUGAACAUGUGGGCACAUAUCAUGUAAAUAAGUCCAAAAAAAGCUUUGGACUAUAAUUAAAAAGCUAAGGGCUAAGUAAUGGCUUAAGCACUUCCUUAGAGAAGGUUUUAAAGAGACCAGGGACUCUUUCUGCUCUGGACAGAUACUAUUUGUUAAAGCUGUAGCAACCGGGACUCGAUACACUUGAUUCGGUACACUGAAAAAAAUUAUGCAUAAAAUUUACUUAAGUUUCUGCAUUUGCUUUUUUUAAGUAAAUUUAAUUUAAG
Messenger RNA from Astyanax mexicanus (Mexican tetra), 4396 nucleotides. RefSeq names its product calcium/calmodulin-dependent protein kinase 1Da (gene camk1da). Bases 871 to 2205 code for a protein of 444 amino acids. NCBI's taxonomy places the organism in Eukaryota, Metazoa, Chordata, Actinopteri, Characiformes, Acestrorhamphidae. Gene Ontology annotation, molecular function: ATP binding; calcium/calmodulin-dependent protein kinase activity; calmodulin binding. Gene Ontology annotation, biological process: peptidyl-serine phosphorylation. Gene Ontology annotation, cellular component: intracellular anatomical structure; cytoplasm. The transcript is spliced from 11 exons. The record is from RefSeq and is a predicted model, not a curated record.